AACUGAAAUUGACCAAUCAGAGCUAAAUAAUGCCUAGACAUAGCCCCGUACAUACCACAGCAUAAGUAGCGUGGGUAUACGAUAAGCCAUUGCAAAGACACCGUUAUUGCCUAUUCAACUACUUCAUUGAACUCUUAUCACCAUGGGAAAGAAAGAAGCAGGAAAGCCUAGAGGACGUAUGUCUGCAUAUGCAUUCUUUGUCCAGACUUGCCGUGAAGAACACAAGAAGAAACAUCCAUCUGAGGGAGUCCAGUUUGCUGAAUUCUCAAAGAAAUGCUCCGAUCGUUGGAAGUUGAUGGGUCCACCAGAGAAAAAGAGAUUUGACCAGAUGUCUGAGAAAGACAAGAGCCGUUAUGAGCGUGAAAUGGCUGCCUGGACCCCAACUGAGGAGGGAGCUGGCAAGAGGAAGAAGCAGAAGAAGGACCCCAAUGCACCAAAAAGGGCACUGUCUGCAUUUUUCCACUACUGUGCUGAGGAACGUCCCAAAGUGAGAGAGGCAAACCCAUCCUACUCUGUGGGUGAUGUAGCUAAAGAACUUGGAGCGAGAUGGGCUAAGGUCACUGACAAAACCAAAUACGAUGCCCUAGCAGCUGCAGACAAACAGAGAUACGAAGCUGAGAUGGCCAACUACAGAGGAGGUGGUGGUGCAAAGAAACAAAAGGUGUCACCAGUGAAGGCUGUCAAAGCUCCCGUAGCUGAAGUAGAUGAGAGUGACGAAGAAGAAGAUGAUGACGAGGAAGAAGAUUCUGAUUAAAUUGAACAUUUAAAAGUAGAACACUGAAUCUUCACCUCACAUUUUUAAGCAUUUGUCAUGUACUGCGAAUCAAAAUUCAGUCAAAAUUUGCAGACAGAUUUACCUCCUUGAUUUCAGGUGAAUCUUCAGCUGCUACCUUAACAUCAAACCUAAGUGGAUAUUCACACUCCUUUUUAUAUUGGGUGAAUUUUUUCGAUAUUUUCCAGGAGUUCGCUUGUAAUUGUCAUUAUUAAAGAGGAGGUUGGAGAUAGUGUAAAGCUUGUGUGUCAUUGGUUCAAAGUUUUGUGUCAUAUGUGUAUGGAGACUGAUCAGUGAUCACUUGUAAAUAACUAAUUUGAAUUAUCCUGUACUGUUGUCCUGCAAGAUGUAAUUUAAAUGAGAUUACAUUAGGUAAUGAUAGACACCUCAGUGUUGAAACACAGGGCAUUUUUGAGAUGUUUAAAAACUGUUUUAAUCUAUUUUUAGCCCUUGUUUAUAAUGCCUAUGCUGAUACACAGGAGUUUUCAUUGUUGUAUAUUUUGAACAUUGAGAAGUAAUUUGUAAAUAGUCAAACAGAUAUAUCUAUUCAAAUAGAAUCAGAAUAUUGUUUAACGACCGACAGUUGAUCUCAAAGAUUUCUAUAGUCCUCUACUUUAUUAUCGAAUUCCUAAAUUUUGUUGAUUUUUGACAAUGUUAAUUAUUAUUCCAUUCUCUGGAUAUCCACUAUGUAUAUAGGCUACAAUUCACAAAUGUACAUGAUCUUACCGUUCUUUUACCAUGACUAUGUUUUAAGUUCGCUUUGAUUUUAAAUCGCAUGAAGAAAUGUUAUAAAGGUAUACUAUUCUGCUAUUGUAAUAUUAGUUUUACUGACUGAAUGAGCGUAAUUUAAUGUGUUCAACACUAGAACUUUGGAGCAGAAUUUUUUGAUAGAAAAUUAUAUUGAGGAACAAUUAUGUCAAUAUCCUAAAUAACUUGAGGGUGUUAAAGUUACUCUAUUUUUGAUAUAUGCUAUAAUUGGUUUCUUACACAUAAAUACUAUGCUAACUCAAGUUUUAGUAGUGUUUGUACAGUUUCUUUCAUGUAGGGAUAUUAUUUUUUGUAAAAUGUAGAUAUUAAUCUGAAAAAAUAAAGAAAAAUACUUAAUUGAUUAUUGUUUGUAAUUAACUGUUUGGAAAUGAUUGGAGCUCAAUCAGUUGACCUCAAAUGACCCGAACGAGCAAUAUAACUUACCAGUGAAUUGUGUUCACCCAACUUAGUUUUUUCUGUUCCACUGAAGAAUGGGGGACAUUGUUUUUGGUGCCAAGC
Molecule: messenger RNA, 2038 nt
Organism: Owenia fusiformis
Lineage: Eukaryota; Metazoa; Annelida; Polychaeta; Sabellida; Oweniidae
Source: the annotation of a GenBank genome assembly